CGCCUCGAAGACUAGAUGAGGCAACACCAGCGCUGCGGAGGCAGAGAGGGAAAUAAGCACAAGAAUAACCCACGAGGAGGGCGAGUCUGGAAAAAGCCUCCAAUUUCCCGUGCGGGAAAGCAUCCUCCUCCUCCGCCUUCUCCUCCACUUUACCCCCCUUCCAGCCCCCUGACCCCGCGGAACACAGCCAACGCCGCUGAGGCCGGAGAGUUCCGACCGGGGCGGGGCAGCCCGGGCUCGGCCCCAAACACCGCCCGGCCCGCCCCGCCCCGCGGCCUUAAAAUGGCGGCGGCGGUGAGGGGGAGCUGGCAGGGCGCAGUCAUGGCUGUCCAGGGAGUGUCCGUGCUGCUGUUGCUCACAGCGGCCCUGCUCUUCUUCGCUGGCGCCGUGCGAGCUGGACGUGUCCGCUCGGGGCUAGUGGGCGCCCCGCAGCCCAUCGAGGACCCUGAGAACGAUGAGGGGCUGGAGCGGGCUCUGCAGUUCGCCAUGACGGCGUACAACAGGGCUAGCAACGACAUGUACACCAGCCGGGUGGUGCGGAUCAUCAGCGCCGAGAAGCAGAUCGUGGCUGGAGUCAAGUACAUAAUGGAAGUGGAGAUUGCCCGGACUACCUGCACAAAGCCAGCGACUGAUAUCCAGCACUGUGCGUUCCAUGAGGAGCCGCAGAUGGCCAAGCACACCAUUUGCAACUUCGUGGUGUUGAAUGUUCCUUGGCGAAACCAGGUGGAGCUGUUGGAGAGCAAGUGCCAGUAAGCCUAUCUAGAUUCCAGCAGAGACCAGCAACCAGUUGUUCAGAUUUGAAAGAAAAAAGCAAUAACACACACUGAGAUGGGCUUUAUCAAUGCCUGUAACUUGGCUACUGACAUAUGCUUGUGCUAUGCAAAUUAAACCAUGUAACUUCACUUUUAAAGCACAGUAUGAUCUCAACUUUUUCUUCUUUGGAGUUAUUUUAGAGCAGCUGUUUUGGUCUUCUACAACUUUCCCAAUAAAUGCACUACAGCAUCAGAAUUCUUAUUAAAACCCCUUGGUUAUAGGUUGACUAUUGUAAACAUAAAAACUUAAUAAUUACCA
Messenger RNA from Catharus ustulatus (Swainson's thrush), 1071 nucleotides. RefSeq names its product cystatin C (gene CST3). The transcript has 4 exons. The record is from RefSeq and is a predicted model, not a curated record. The coding region runs from base 16 to 753 and encodes 245 amino acids. Lineage: Eukaryota; Metazoa; Chordata; Aves; Passeriformes; Turdidae. Gene Ontology annotation, molecular function: cysteine-type endopeptidase inhibitor activity.